Messenger RNA from Cucurbitaria berberidis CBS 394.84, 1770 nucleotides. Its product is annotated as Amidophosphoribosyltransferase. NCBI's taxonomy places the organism in Eukaryota, Fungi, Ascomycota, Dothideomycetes, Pleosporales, Cucurbitariaceae. The coding region runs from base 1 to 1770 and encodes 589 amino acids. The transcript has 5 exons. The record is from RefSeq and is a predicted model, not a curated record. Gene Ontology annotation, molecular function: amidophosphoribosyltransferase activity. Gene Ontology annotation, cellular component: cytoplasm. Gene Ontology annotation, biological process: purine nucleotide biosynthetic process; purine nucleobase biosynthetic process.
AUGUGUGGUAUUAUCGCCGUAAUCCAUGGGGACCCGAAAUCGCAAUCGGCCUCGGUUGAGCUUCACGAAGCGCUAUAUUUGCUCCAGCACCGUGGGCAAGAUGCGGCUGGCAUUGUCACUUGUAGUGCCGGCGGGCGCUUCCACCAGUGCAAAGGUAACGGCCUCGCCUCCAAGGUCUUCCAUGAAGGAGCCCGGAUCUCGGACCUGCCUGGCUUCAUGGGUCUCGGUCAUCUGAGAUACCCGACUGCUGGCAGCAGCGCCAACUCCGAAGCUCAGCCCUUCUAUGUGAACAGCCCGUACGGCAUCUGUAUGACGCACAACGGAAACCUCAUCAACGCCCCCGCGCUACGGGAACGACUCGACCACGAGGCACACAGGCACAUCAACACCGAGAGCGACAGUGAGCUGAUGCUGAAUAUCUUCGCCGACGAGCUCAAUGAGACUGGCAAGGCGCGUAUCAACGCCGAUGACUGCUUUGCAGCCCUGGAACGGAUGUAUAAGCUGUGUAUCGGCGGAUGGGCAUGCACCGCCAUGCUAGCUGGUUUCGGUCUUAUCGGCUUUCGCGACCCCUACGGCAUCCGGCCCAUGGUUCUCGGCUCCAGGAAAUCAGACGAUGGCCUGGGUAUGGACUACAUGAUGGCGUCUGAGAGCGUGGCCCUCGUUCAGUGCGGUUACAAGGACUUCCAGGACAUCCUUCCCGGUCAAGCUGUCAUCAUUGCGAAGGGCAAGGAGCCAGUCUUCAAGCAGGUCGCCAAGCAGGAAGCGUAUACACCGGAUAUCUUCGAGUAUGUCUACUUUGCUCGUCCAGACUCCGUCAUGGAUGGCAUAGAUGUCGAUGAGAGUCGGCGCAAUAUGGGCUUCACACUUGCAGAGACCAUCAAGCGACAGUUGGGCCCUGAAAGGCUGGCUGAGGUCGACGUAGUCAUGCCAAUCCCUGAGACUGCCAUAACUUCCGCUGUUUGCGUUGCAGAGGCCCUCCAGAAGCCAUACGUUCAGGGAUUCGUCAAGAACCGGUACAUCUUCCGCACAUUCAUCAUGCCUUCACAAAAGCAGCGGCAGAAGGGUGUUCGGGCCAAGUUGAACCCCAUGACAAAGAAAUUUGCCGGGAAAAACGUUCUACUCGUGGAUGACUCGAUCGUCCGAGGUACUACGUCUCGCGAGAUCGUUCUAAUGGCCCGUGAGGCAGGCGCAAAGAAGGUUUACUUCACUUCAUGCGCCCCGCCCAUCACCAACGCGCAUAUCUAUGGCAUUGAUCUGGCCUCCUCUUCAGAGCUUGUGGCACAUCACCGAGACUCAACUGCUAUCGCAAAGCAUAUCGGUGCCGACGACGUCAUCUACCAGACUCUUGAAGAUCUCGAGAGUGCUUGCGCAUCCCUCUCUCCCCGCGAUCCUGCGUCACAGAAAUUCGAAGUCGGCGUGUUCUGUGGCAAGUACGUCACACCUGUCGACGCUGGCUAUUUCGAGCAUCUUGAGCAGAUUCGAGGAGAGAGUCGCAAGCUUAAGGUAAUGGAGACCGCACGAGAAGCUGUCGUGAAUGGUGUAGCCGACUCGCAACAGGUACGCAUGGCUGCGAAGGGCGUUGAAGUUGACCAACACGGCAAUGUCAUCCCAGCGGAUGAGACCGGAUCACCUGAGUGGCAGCCGGUGAGCGGUGUUGGUGUCAGCAGGGUCCCCACGAACGACUUGGCCAACGCCAACGGCGAGGGUGAGGAGAAACGCUUCACCAACAGCCAGGACAUCAGCUUACACAACCUCCACGACUACAACUGA